Molecule: messenger RNA, 2383 nt
Organism: Vitrella brassicaformis
Lineage: Eukaryota; Vitrellaceae
Source: the annotation of a GenBank genome assembly
GUGGAGCUGGGGAGUUCGCUAUCACUGAGAUCGUUUGCAAGAAUGGGUGACACUUUGUUUGUGUUCGGCUUGGCCCGUCUCGCCAGCACCCUGUCCGUAUUGGACUCCGUGGAGCUGGGAAGUUCGCUAUCACUGAGAUCCUUCGCGAGAAUGGGUGACACUUUGUCGGUGUUCGGCUUGGCCCGUCUCGCCAGCACCCUGUCCGUAUUGGACUCCGUGGAGCUGGGAAGCUCGCUAUCACUGAGAUCGUUCGCGAGAAUGGGUGACACGUUGUCGGUGUUCGGCUUGGCCCGUCUCGCCAGCAGCCUUUCCGUAUUGGACUCCGUGGAGCUGGGGAGCUCGCUAUCACUGAGAUCGUUCGCGAGAAUGGGUGACACGUUGUCGGUGUUCGGCUUGGCCCGUCUCGCCAGCAGCCUUUCCGUAUUGGACUCCGUGGAGCUGGGAAGCUCGCUAUCACUGAGAUCGUUCGCGAGAAUGGGUGACACGUUGUCGGUGUUCGGCUUGGCCCGUCUCGCCAGCACCCUGUCCGUAUUAGACUACGUGUCUUUGGGCAGUUCUUUAUCUGUCCGUCAGUUUGCAUAUCUUGGCAGCACACUGUCUGUUGAAGACUCAUCGACAUUCAACAAUGUUGAAAUCCGCGGUACUUUGAAUGUCGUCAGUGGAGCGACCCUUAAUCUACAGGCUGGUUCGACAUUCAUACUGGAUUCUAGCAGUCCGGGGGCGGUCACAAUGGAUACAACUGCUUGCAGUGUUAUCCACGCCAGCGGUUGCAAUAGUUCAUCAGACAGACGACUGAAGAAGGCUAUUCAGUCAGUGGAAGUUUAUCUUUCGUCGGCUUCCCGUUCUGGGAGGCAGCAAUUCUCGAGAAGCAAACGGAACCUUUCAGUUGUCUCGUCGGGGGAUCGUGACAGCGUCGAGCAUCUUAUCGACAGGUUGCACCCCGUCAAGUUCGAAUGGAAACAGGUACACAUACGCCUCGUCAAGAAGCAUCACAAAUGGUCUAUGCUGUGCAGACUCAAGAAGGCAUCAAGGGAUCGAAUAGAGUGCACUUCGGCCUCAUAGCGCAAGUCAGCAUGCUCUUGACCCAAUAUCCAUUCGCCACUUUGCUCUGUCUUCAGGAUGUGGCAACUUUGUUGCCUGAAGUUGUCUCAAAGGAACCCAGGACGGGCACAUUGAGGAUUCGCUACAUGGUGUGUGUACACUCGACAAACGAGAAAUCACAUAAGGAUCGAUACAAUAUGUUGCUGCUCGUAACCAUCAGGACUUGAUUUCAAUUCUUUUGGAGAGUGCCAAGCGGCUUAAUCGUCGUCUCCGGGUAUCUGCAUUGCAGCAAUGAAAAGGCAAUCUUCAUUUGUUUCCUUACUUGUCGCGGGUCGCAGGUAAUGGAGCGACAAGUUUCCAGCCUGCACUCCCCCGUGACCGCCCAAUAUGCUAAUACCACAACGACUCCACGACCACCUGAUGGCCCGAUCGAUACAGCAGUCAACCACCUCAACGCGCCUAUGGACGCCCUCUCCUCUUUUUCUCCAAGCAAGCUUUUGUCUUGCCUCACAACUAACAGCACCCAUGUGUCUCGGCGUCAUCCAUUAAUACUUUCAGUUGAGCGUCGUCUCAAGAGAACAGCAGUACAUCUAAGGCAUGUCUUCCAGAGGGAGGUGAGAUAUCUCUUGGCUGCUGUGAAGGCAAGUAGGUACCGCAAGAUUGUCCACUCUGGCCUUCUUCAUCGCAUCCAUGCUUGGGAGAAGCGGACUCCAAGUCUUCAACAGUUAGAACGACCGGCAACAACACCUUUGGGUCCCGGAAGACGUAGACGGAGCUCGUUCGAUGGCAGGUGGUGGUGGCCAUGGAGAAUAUCGCAGCCCCCAAGCGUGGUUAUGCUUAGGCGAUAUGCGAGUGAGAGAACGGUUGAGAGGAGAGAGGUCGACACUGUCAAGUCGCUGAGACGCAGGAUGGACGACGACAUCGUAAGGCGGCAUAGUGAAGAGAUUCGGCAGCUCAAGAAAGAGACAACGCGUCAGAAUGAAGAGGUCACGUCACUGAAGGAACAGAUCAGGCGACAGGAAGAAGAGACUAGGUUGCUCAAAGAGCAGCUGAAAUCUCUUCUAACCUGGCAAGCCUCCUCUUUGCGCGCGCCAGCGCACGAUGAUUAUACACGUGAGGAGGCACCACGAUGAUGUGGCGAGACAGCCUCUGCUUGUCGUCAUAUACUAUAUAAUCGGUGUGUAUGCUGUACAGUCAUUAUCAUGCCUUUCGACAAUUGCAAUUGUGUGAUGCAAUUGAAUUUGUACAGUCAACUUCGUACCGUAUUUGUACGGGGCAGUUGUGUAUGUGGGUCAGCUGGGCUGAAUCACUCUGUACACAGUCAAAAAUGGGUUAGAUAACC